Molecule: messenger RNA, 3610 nt
Organism: Heterobilharzia americana
Lineage: Eukaryota; Metazoa; Platyhelminthes; Trematoda; Strigeidida; Schistosomatidae
Source: the annotation of a GenBank genome assembly
AUAUCUACUGGCGCGACUUGCAGAUAUUUAUGGGUUACAACUUCUCUGUGGGAUGCUAGACUUUCUUAACUUAAGUAAAAGUGGAUUUAUGUGUGAAUUAUGUCGUGGAAAUAUAAAAGGAGAAAACUGCGUGCCACAAUCUUGUACUCAUAUGUUUCAUGUUGGUUGUUUGGAGGAUUGGGCCAGUGAAUUCGACUCUUCUUUGGAAUUUGCUUGUCCAGUUCCUGGGUGCUCCUCAUCUUUCAGUGAUAUAUUAGUUCGCAAGACACCUGGUGCAAUAAACUUUACUAUAACAUCGCUGAAGGGAAAUCAGUGUCCGAUAUGUUGUGAAAGGAUUCAAAAACCAGUUGCCACUCCGGAGUCGUGCAAUCAUGCUUUUUGUUACAUGUGCCUAAAAGAAUGGUCUCGUGUUAGACAUGAGUGCCCAUUAGAUCGGGGUGCAUACGAACUUAUUUUAUUAUCUGAUCGGGUUGGAGGACCUAUAACAAAGCGGGUUAGUGCACCGCCAGUUAAACAGCAACCUCCAGAAACUCCACCACUGGAAUUAGACACUAACUGUGAAAUCUGUCAGCGUCCAGAUGAUGAAGCACAUUUACUUUUAUGUGAUCACUGCGAUAGGGGGUAUCACACUUACUGUCUUCCCACUCCUCUUUCAUCGAUCCCAGAUGGAGACUGGUUUUGCCCAGAUUGUCUUCGACAUGGAGUUGUUCGCCCGGAAGCUGCUGCUGCUAAUGCUUCCGACAGACGGGUUAGAAGGAAUAUACGGCGUAGAUUAAUUGACUCAGAGGCAGAGGAAAGUGAUAAUGAUGAAUUAACUACCACUAUAGAUGAUUCCAGUUCAGAAAACCUUCACCUACGACGUGAGCUUAGUUUCACCGCACAAAGAAGACUUGAACAACAGGCUAUGAGGCGUCAUCGUGGGCGUCAGCUGUUGCAGGACUUAAUCGAAGACCUAAGUGAACGUGCAACAUCAGAAGCCUCCAUAAGAGCACGACGCCGCAAUAGCCAGCGACAACGUGUCCGCAACCAGCUUGCUUCAGAAUCUGCCAACUUAGAUUCAUCUGGUCCAUCUCACGUCUCUCAAACAACUAUCUGUUUCGAGAUAUCAUCUUCCACGAAUCAACCCGUGAGUUUUCGCUUAGGUCGUGCAACAAACAAUUCUAGUUCCAACAACAGAAACCAUAAUUGUAACACUGUCCAGGCGGAAUGUGGUGGAUAUUCUUCAAGUACGAAUCAGCUGGAGGUAUCUCGUAGAAGGUUGCGGAUUUUGUCCAGCAGUGAUUCGGAAUCCGAUGAUCCUAAUGGAGUUGUACUUCGUCGUGUGAAACUUACCAGUAAGCGACCUAGAUUAAUAAGAUCUCCAAGUGGUGAAUCAGAUUCUGAGGGUUCCUCUCGCAUAACUGGUCCAUCAUCCACACUUAAUACUAAUUGGCUUGCAGAAAGUGAUUCAGAUGUACAAACGAAUUCUGUUAGCCGAAAGAAUGGUGAACAGAAAAGUACCACUUCACAAUCUUCCUUUACCAGUAGCAUUCAGAAUUCCACUUCAGAAAAUAUUCAGCAUGAAUAUGAUUCAAAGCAUUCUGACUUCGCUGAAAGUUAUGCUCCUGCUGUAAAGCGUACACAGAGAAACGUAAACUCUCAAGAAAGAAACCUCGAAAACGUCAAUCAAAUAAAAUGAAGAUGAGAAGACGCACCAAAAAAAUAUCAGUCAAGUCUAAGAGCCUUAGAUAUUCAAGAAAAAAAAUUAUACGUAAGAAAAUGGCAAGACUCUCGGUAUCUCUUUCAUCUAACAGUCCAAGGCCAUCAACUUCGUCUCAACCUCGGCUUCGGAAUGGUGUAAUAAGAACUGGCUUGCCCAAACUUUCAAUUCUGGGUAAAGAAACACAAUGCAAGUAUGUUUAUCAAUUCACCGUCGUCAUCUAACAAUUUUUAAAACUUUUAAAUGAAGCAUAAAUUAGUUUAUAUUCAAUGAAGUGGGCAGGCUGAUUUAAUCUGUAACUUUGGUAGUUGCUGUAACAUUGCUUAUUGUUAAGUUGUAAACACUGAAUAACAUUAAGCAUUGGUAAGACCAGUUUAUUCAAGUUGUUUUCGAUAUUUCUUUGAGCAACUCUGAGUGUUUUGGUAAUACUCACUGAUAUUAGUGACCGUAAUUGCCUCAUUGUCUGUUGUUAAUGACCUGUUGGAAUACUGUUGUCUCAACAGAACGUGAGAAUUUGAGAUUUUCAUCAACUGUAUCUACUUAUUCACUAAUCUACUGUGAUGCGACCACUCACUUUGUAAGGAUAUAAUUGUUUGAUAGUUUGCUUAUCAGUUGUAUGCGAUCAUCACAAACGUUGCUUCACUAGAAACAGCGUAGACUGGAAUUUUGUUUAACCAUGAAAAUAGUUUGAAGAAAUCCACCAUCGCAAAUGGAAUUCAUUAAGCAGUCUGUGUCAUUGAAGCUAUUUAUUUUAUGCAGAUGAAUAUUUGGAAACAUUUGUUAAAAUCUCAUUUCGUCAGCCAGUUAAAACUUUUUGUUCACCUUCAACUGCUAACCACAUUCUCUUUCAUUUUAGUGAUCACACAAAAAAAAUUGAUACCACUUGACAGGAAGCUCUAAACCUAGAUUGUUUUUCCUUUUAACUUCAGCAUGGUGUACUUUCGACCUCAAUAAAAUUCAUCUUCCCUCGGGAACUUGGAUCCUAUUUCAUCCAGUGUUGAACUUCCAAACCUAGUCAUAAUCAUUCAUACUUAACCCAGGUACUGAGUAAAACGUGUCCGAAUUUCCGAAAGAAAAUAGAUUCCUCUAGGUUACUGAUAUGUCCUUGUAGACAGGAAGCCUAAGUAACGGGACUGUCAGCUGACAAACUCCAAACAUCUGAUACUGAACAAAGUACAACCUAAUAUCAAAUCACCCGACAAAAAUGUCAAAUCUCAUCCUUCAAGAAAACAUCCCAAUCAGUAAAUUCUACUUUGAGUUUUACUUUAAGGCAAUAUUCCUGGUCGAUUGGAGGUGCUGAUAGAAUGACGGCAUAUUUGUCUAUUAAAAGUGGAUACGAUAUGGCGUGACCAUGGGGAAGAGCCGAAUUAACUAAAGAUCACGAAGACUAAAAUAAUGAAUACCUAUUCACUAUGAUGUCUUUCAACUUGCACAACCUCUUGAUUUCUUAUCGCUAAACUAGGUAUUAGCUGAAAUCAGUCGCGAAGUGAUAAUUUUCAUUUGAGUAUUAAGAAGCGCUUCCUAAACAUUCGCAAAUUGUCCUUGGAAAUAUCCAAAAGGCUUCAUCUCGUCAGCAUUUUCACUUGUAUCAUCUGUGUACUCAAGAUAUACGAAGGAGUCUUCUAUGACGUGGUCAGUCUCUGUAAAGUCAGAUCAAAAGAGAAAAACUUCAAUAAUCAUGUUUACGAUCAGGCCAGAUACGGAUGGAGGGAACUGAUAUCCUUAACGAACAUCACUUGAUGUAGACAACUCAUGUGAUACCUAACCAUAGGCUCUAACAUGCCCAUGGGUGUUCAGAUACAGAGACUGUAACAGAGAGAUUUACUUAUCGGGCUCAAAUUUAAGUGUAAAACAACCGGAAACUUCACAUCUGACAUUUGAAUAGUAUGGUGAGUAUUGAAGUUGGUAACC